Messenger RNA from Pocillopora meandrina, 7007 nucleotides. Lineage: Eukaryota; Metazoa; Cnidaria; Anthozoa; Scleractinia; Pocilloporidae. The record is from the annotation of a GenBank genome assembly.
AUGACUUCCCACAGUUUGACACACCAAGUGAAUGCUGAACAAGGGAGAUACACCGGCAAAAUGUCGUGUCCUCAUCGCAGCGCUGUAGUGGUGAUUUUGUGUCUAUUUUCGCUGUUCCUUGGUUCAAUUCGAAGUUCCCCCGGAUACGGUAUGUUUAUGCUUUAAAUAUUUCAUUGUUUUCUUAUGCGAGGUACUCGGAGUGACCGUGUUCAUCUUUCAUUCUACUUUUGCGAUCCUGUCAAGAUAACGAUAACUGUUUUUGUCUUCCAUUGGAUUCAAUUGUGAAUUCUUUUCAUGGCUGCUGUUUGUAUGAUCUAGGAUAAUCAGUUGUCUAUCAAUCACUCAUUUACGGCAAACGUUUCUAAUUCCGUCAUAAAAGGUGUUUAUACCGUGCAUUCAAUCCAAGAUUCCUCGUAAAAUCAUGGCGAAAUGAUAGCAUUUAGGUUUAAUCAUUAGAGUUGUAACAAGACUCCGAAGUUGAAGCUUAGAGCUCAGGAAUUUAUUAUCAAAACACCACGAAUACUUGUCUUUAAAUACCUCUAGCAGAGAGCAUAAAGCUACGAUGAAGUAAUUCUUCCAUUAGGAGAAAAAUCUGGAAGUUGCCAUAAAACACAAGUAUGUCAAUUACAGUAGUAUCAUUUACAGAUACUCUAUCAAGAAUCUGGUUAACUGCGAAGUAUUUUAUCAUAAACAGCGACAAAAAUGCAGGCUAAUGGAUUUAACAAACCCCAAAUUAGUAUUUUUUGUUUUCCCGGUCACCAUGUACAUUAAACAGAAACAUAGCCGCGUAUAAAUUCUGGAAAAAAAAACGUAUUCAACCUUUCGCCAAGAUUUAUAUUCUGCCUGGCUCGUCUACCAGAGAAGCAGUGUCGUCAUGUUCCACCUCCUUCGCGGUCGCGCACGAAAAUCGCAAUUCGUGGUUUUCCUUAACAUCGUCAAGUGAUCUUUUGCGUGCCACUAUCCCUACAAAACCUAGAACAAGAGUGAUGAUCGAUUUGUUUAAAGUAAGAGUGUGAAUUAAGAGACUACAGAUGUGUCACCGAUUCGCUCAGUUACACUCGUGCUGAUGAUAAGAACCUCAUAUACCCUCGUUACGGAUUCGCGCAGUAUGUUAGCUUUAAAUAUGCUAUGAUUUUAACAGUCCAUUCCUUUGUCGUCUACGAGACUGUGCCGCAUUUAAACAGCCUAGACUGAGAGUUUGUGAGUUUGUUAAAAUAUUAUGUCUUGAACACAAUAACAAAAUGGAAAGGUAUAUCUUCAACAGAGUGAUGAUUUUGACACAGCCUGUCCAAACUUUUGACGAAUUUCCUCCUGCCUUUCGUUCAGUAUUCUGACGCAGUGGGUGGGUCUACAAAGCUCGCACCACAAUAUAAUCCCCUCCUCUAUCAAUGUGGGAUAAAGCAAAAGUUGCAUGGAAAGACCCGACUUCGGACAAGUUUCGCAAUAGCCCAGUAGGAGAGUUAAAAGCUGGGAUUUUAUUUCGAUUCAAUUUUCGUCAUUACUUCUGCUCUGAUCUACACGCGUGAUCUUGAUGUUAGAUCAUGUUACCACAGAUUUUCUCUGAUUACGGGCGAUUAGCGCCGUCGGAUUAGAUUCUACGGAACAAUAAAUAGAGCUAUCAGAGUCCUAGUAACGCUCAAUGAAAGAGUGAUGACAAAUUUCGUCUCAAGUAAUUGAAAACAGGAACAUCGGGAACACCACUUAAGGUUAGACUAUUAACAGCAUGCGUUUCACGUAAAUGCUUCUUGACACCAACCUGACAAAAGUUUCCUGGUGUUUUUUGAGAAUUAUCGGUGGUUUAAUGUUUCUUAACUUGACCUUUCCUAAAAAAAAAGGCUUUUAAUAAGCUCUUAACACAAAACAAACGUGACCUUGACCUAUGCCAAGGCGCGGUGUUGUGUUGCGAAGAUGCUUGCAUACAACCUCAAAGGGUUUUUUUUUUCUAAAAUACUUCAAAAUGCAAUACUUUGAGAAUGAAAUUCGAUUACCUUCCUUCCUUUUUCACUCUUUUUUAUUCCCUCCCAUCUAAAGGUUCUAUCAGUGAACUUUCUGGUUUAGUUCUCAAGCAAACCCCUGUUUGUGGCACCUUUGUAACUCAAACCCUUCCCAUAUCAUGUGAAGCUUGGGUAAGCUGUGGCUCUGAGUCACGCAAUGGCACUGGAGAGAUGGGUGGACAACGAGGCGGGGCCUAUCGUGUGAUAACCAGAAAUAUCGAUGCGCUUUCAAGCAAAUGAAAAAAUUGUUAUCUCAAUUAGAAUACGAAUCGGAAAAAAAUCGGAAGUUAAGCCCCCAAUUUUUUUUUUUUUCGGAAAAAACACAGACACUUGUUUUUUUCACCGGGAGUCGCUGUUUUAAAAUACCCGUUUGUUGCUGAGCAACGACCAGCACCCACUUUUGUUCGUUGAAUAGGGGGGGAUAAACAUUUUACCCGUUUAUUACAGUGGUGGCAAAUUUUGCCGCGUUGUUGGGGUACAUGUGCCGUGUUUAAAUUCAUCUGGCCUAAUUUGGAUAGGACUAGAUUGUAAUUGCCCCUUUUCUAAUCAAAGCGUGUUUUGUUUCUCUGAAUAGUCUUCGAACACAACAACUACUUUUACAAGUUUGUAUUUCCUGAGGAUGACACUCGAACUUGGUACGAAGCGGAAACGCUUUGUAAGACGCGUGAAAACGGCCAUUUGACAAGCCUUGUAUCUAACAGAGAGAUAGAAUGGGUAAAUAGUGUGAUAAAAAACGCCGUACGAGAUUCGCAGACCAAAGUCAGGCUUUGGAUCGGAGGGAACGACCAGAGAAUUAAUGAUGUAUGGGAUUUCCUCGACGGGGAACCUCUACGGUAUAAUGUUGUUCCCUGGGCGCCCGGACAGCCAUGGAGACCCCUGGAUGUACAUUACGCCUACUGUGUCUCUCUUGAGUUUGAAGGUGAAAGCUCAAGAUGGUACGUUGAGGACUGCUUUAAGGCGCACGGUUAUAUCUGCAAGUCAAAGCGUAAGUUACAGUGGUGAUAGCUCUUUGACAUACGAUGUGGGAUGGGUUUGGUGACAGUAGUUGCGAAGCGAAAAAACCAAGGGGCCUUGGGUGGGGUCGUGUAACGCAAUUUUCAGUGGUCAGAGGGUUUCGUAUCAGGCCACGUAAGGUCUCGGUUCCACGCUGUUAAAGAAAUUCUACAACGCUGGCAUUCAGAGCCAUAACCUAGAUUCAUAAAGAUGUCAUCGCAAUGUGGUGAGUGGUUAAGGCGCUGGACUUGUAAUCUGGUGUCUCGGGUUCAAGCCCCUCACCCCACCCGGCUACCAGCCCCACGGGGGGAGUGGUCAGUUUAUCAUUAUCAUCGCAAAAAUAAGCUACCCAUGAAAUACCAAAUGUUGUCAAAAUAUUAAUCGAGGCCAAUUAAUACCUUUUAAGUAGCAAACGGCGAUUUAAAAAAGAAGAAUUGGAGAAUUGGAUCCUUCAAAAUCUUGCAAUUUUAGUACAUGACUUUUUUUUUGCUUUCUGUUAAUGGGAAAUUCCCUCUCUUUUUGCAGAGCCGUCUUCAAGAAUCACGGAGAAAAAGAGAUUCGGAUACAGUAAGGGCCUUGAAAUUCAAAUACAACAAAAUUAACAGGAAACAACAUAUGGUGUUUUAAAAACAUUUUGUUGAAUUUGAUUUGCGUUUAAUUUAAGGUUUCGAUCAUAUCUAAUUGUCUUCCUGCUGUCCUCGAGCCUUAGCCGGCCACACUGGUAUCCUGUUUUCUAAGGGAAGAGGAUGAGUGGCGGGGAUGAUAUUUCCACUAUUUUGCAAGAUCAUUCUUUGUCCUUUGUUUAGACAUAAAUAGUUCUAGAUAUCUUAUCUUUACGCCGACCAAUUCUCAUUAACGAGAGCCUUGUGAAUUUCAGGUUGGGAAUGGGGAAAUCACAUUUACAAAUUUUUCCCUCUACCAUGGACCGGUCUCAGUUGGACAGAGGCGGAGGAGUACUGCUCGGUAAUGGAGAAAGGCCAUCUGCUAAGUAUCCGAUCCCGGAAAGAGAGCCGAUGGGUCACCGACAGAAUCCGACAAAUUCGUCAGGUAAUCGGCUUCCGAAAGUUAUGGAUUGGAGCAUCGGAUUUUGGACAUGAAGGAGAGUACGAAUGGUCCGCCAAAAACCUACCUGUUACUUUCCAGCGGUAAGAAAAGGGACAGAUGUAUUAAAAUCGAAGAAGGAAAAAAAUGGGAAUUCAUGAUUAUAAUGAUUCAAUCAAAAGUCACCCAACAAAGGACAAAAAAAAAAAUGGAAAGGAUAGGAGGGAUCGAGAAAGAUUGGGGGUACGAAAGUUGAAGGUUGAAAAGGGUGGAAGAAGGCAAAGGAAAGGACAUAAAGGACAGAUUAAAAUGCGGGAAGGGAAGAGAAGUUGUAACACGAACAGAAGAGAAAUAACUGAAACCUGAAUGGGGAAGGAAAUCGAACAGGGGAGAGGGUAGGGUGCUAACAAAAAGGGGGAAAGGAUGAGGAAAAUAAAUUGUUCUUUUUUGUCCUUUCGAUUUGAAAUUUUUUUGUAAUAUAGCGGCAAUUAGCCGGUAUCCUGGCUAUUGUGCUUACUGAUAUACUCCUCGACUUUAGGCCGUUCCCAUGAAGAACAUUUCGAAGCUAACCGUCACCCUAUUCAGUCAUCUUUUUAGCAUCAAUUCUUACUUUGUUUUUGCUUCUUGUGUAGAUGGGCUCAUGGCGAGCCUUCUCAUUUCUCUAAACAUCACAGAGAGGACUGUAUAGCUAUUCGUUCCCAUCCUGAUUGGGGAAAAUGGAGUGACGAGAGCUGUGUGAUGGAACAUCCCUUCAUAUGCAAAACAAGACGUAAGUGGUGGUGAAUGGUCCUCAUUUGAGCCUCGGUUUGAUUUCCUGGUCCCAGAGAAACUGGGGCUAGUACAUCAAGUCGAGGCUCACUCGUAAACUUAUCGCUUACAAUAACAAACGAACAAAGUUUUCUUUCAAGUUUUGGCCAGACCGCCAAAGUUUCUCAUUUCUUUUAAAAAAAAAGCCGUUCUUAUUUUAAGAAAUUUGCUGUCGCUCGAUGAGGCUCCGUACGAACGUGAGUUGCAAAAGACGAGAAGUUUGUUUCACGACUUUUCUUCUGGGAACUUUACCACUCAACUUAAACACAGUAUUAGUCUUAUAAGUUUUUAUCUCAGUUCGUAUAAAAGACGCUAUAGUGUUAUCAGUCGUAUUAGGUUUGGAAAAAUUUUGUCGGCAGUUUGACCAUAAGGAGAUGUAGGGACCUCGAGUUUGCGUGAGCGCGUUAAAAACCAGGACCGAGAGGUCUGGGUUCGAAAGCUGACUGGGUCAUUGUUUGUGUUCCUCCCCACCCAGGGACAUAACUGUUGACCAGCGGAAAGAAACUUGUGAAAAAAAAACAAAAGAAACAAAAAAAGAGGCGGGAGUGGAGGAUAGAGGAAUGGGUUGGUUUCGCCUAUAGAGCCUAACCACUUUCUUUCCUAUUUCACAGUGUGUCUUGGUAAAACAGACUUGGCAUUUAUGGUCGAUUCAUCUAUAUCCGUCGGUGAAAGUAACUUCCAGGAAGCUAAAGAUUUUGUGUGGUCCGUAAUCAGAAACUUUCCCAUCUCAAACAACGACACACGUGUCGCUGUCAUUCGCUACUCCUCACAAGCGGACGUGAUUUUUGAUUUUCAAUUCAGUGCCAAAAGCAAUGUACCCUUUCUCAAAGAAACGCUUGACAAUAUGGAAUACGUUGGCGGAGAAACGAAAACUGAGUUAGCAUUGGAUCUCGCGCGCACGGUCCUAUUCACAGAAAAGGGAGGAUCAAGAACCAAAGUGCCGAAAAUUCUCGUAGUGAUGAGUAAUGGAAAAUCGGACGACGCUUUAGCUGUUGCACGUACAUCCAUGGCCUUGAAAAGACAGGAAGUGACCGUGGUGGUGGUGGGAAUUGGUGACGAGGUGGACUUGGAGGAGUUGCUGUUAAUGGCAUCGACCCCUGAAGACGUCAUAAGUGUUAGCACAUUUAGUACGCUGAAGAAACGGGUGGGAAAAAUCAGGGAUAAAGUCUGUGACGGUGGGUGGAUUGAUUACGUUAAAACACAGGCAUGCAUCACUAGAAACAGUCUUUUUUAUGGUUUUUUCCUUUUUUCUUUUCAUAAUUGAACAGUACAAACAAACCACAACGAUUAACGAUCGUUGAUUACUACAAGCAGUCCUUUUCGGUUGGUGAAGUCGGUCGUGCAAAUAAUAAGGAAAAAAGAGAUCAGUGGAAAUAAUUGAUGUCAGCGCGCAUCUCGGAACUGUCUUUUCAUGCACCCCACCCCCAGAGUUCUGUGUAGCGUGCUCACAUACUUUAUUUUUUCUGGCUCUUUUUGGCUCUCGCCGACUGCUCGUUGUCCAAAUUGAUUGUUUCUACAGUUAUUUUUUUUAUUGAUCUUGCAGGCUUAGUCUGGUAGGAGUUUUCUUUUUUUAUAUAUAAUUUAACAGUUGCUAUUUCAUUAUUAUUUUCAGAAAUGGUUGAGAGUCAAAAUAGGAGAGAGCUUGAGGAGGAAGAGAAAAACAGCGUUAAAUAACCUGUGCAUUGUCGAAAUGACUUUUCAAUAUCAAUAUGGCGGCUGUAGUAGCAGUAAAUUGUAAAUUCAAUAGACUUUUUAUUUGAAAAUUAGACGCACAGUUUCAUAUUAUCAUCGUAGAUUUUUGUUUUUUAAUUUAUUUAUUGACGCUGUAUUGAAGAACUUUUGCAAAUUACAAGAGCUGGCACAACGGACGUGAAUAUAAGAUGAAGACUGGGCCUGCACGCUCCAAGCAGCACAGGCAUAUUUUUUUAAUGUCCGCAUCACCAAAAAAAAAAAAGAAAAGAAAAGAAAAAAAGCUGAUCAAAAGAAAAAAUAACUCCAUGCGGAAUGUGUCGAGAAAGUGAUAGUUCAUUAUCGUAUGUCCAUUGAAAAAAAAAGAGAAGCUUGUGAUUGAUAUUGUAAUAGAGGUUGCGAUAUUUUUUCGUUUUAAAAGUUCGCACGUUUCGAAUGCAUCAGUUGUUAUUUUGGCUAGAUUUUGUGCGCAGUUAGUCCGUA